Phanerochaete carnosa HHB-10118-sp is the source of this 707-nucleotide messenger RNA. RefSeq lists its product as uncharacterized. The record is from RefSeq and is a predicted model, not a curated record. NCBI's taxonomy places the organism in Eukaryota, Fungi, Basidiomycota, Agaricomycetes, Polyporales, Phanerochaetaceae. The transcript has a single exon. The coding region runs from base 152 to 589 and encodes 145 amino acids.
AUUCAUCUUGUGUACGUACCGACAACGAGGCUCCGCAGAGCCCUUCCAGGUGCCGGUGCUAGACCGCGCCCAGCAUGCCCUUCCUGCAUCGUCCGCACCUGUAGGUUAUGACGCUGUGAGAACAGCGGACGAAGAAGAGGCACAUACCCCUAUGGAAAAAGACGCGAGGCCACAGACGGUCGAUAUCUCUGAGUCUCGGACGGCCAGCCUGCUGCCAUUGGGCAGCUCCGUCAGCCACAUCGCCGUGUACGGCGACCCUUUCAGCGACGCCGCACCAUCCGCACCAUCCAAAUCAUCCACGCCACCUAUUCCCCGUCUCCCAUCGCACAUUCUGGAAGGGCGCGCAGCUCUGGAGAAGUAUUCGAGAGUGGGACGGACGAUCCGCCGCGCCCAGCGCCUUGAAGCGCAAAGAAAAGAGCAGAUGGCCAACCAGCAAGAAGCUCGGCAGUCGGGGACGCGGUACGCUACAGACGGCGGGGUCAGGUUGGCAGGAGGAAGAGAUAGUAGCGGGACGAUGAAGACCGUUCCGGAUGCGCACUCGAUGCACAGUUCGAGCACGAUGCCGCCGCCGUAUGCAGAGUACGAUUGAUACCCAAGGAUAAACGAUACCCAAGUAUUCUCCUCCUCAAUAUAACUGUGUGCUAUUUGUAGCAUUGAUACCCUAGGCAAAUAGUGUACGCGCAAAGAGUGAUAGAGGAUGAGAGCGU